AUGUCUCGCCCUCAUGUACUUCUAGUGAGUUUUCCUGCACAAGGGCACAUCAAUCCAUUACUUACAUUUGCCAAAACCCUCGUCAGGAAUGGCAUUGAAGUCACCUUUUCAACAAGUUUAUAUGCCCAGCGGCGGAUGGCCAAAGCUACCGAUGACAUCACCAACGGUAUUACUUUUGAGGCCUUCUCUGAUGGAUAUGAUGAUGGGUGCAAAUCCAGCGAUGAUCACAAUCAAUACAUGGCAGAGAUAAGAAAUCGCAGUUCCAACACCAUAAGGGAAACGAUUCUUGCUAGUGCCGAGCAAGGCCGCCCAGUUACGUGCCUUGUUUACAGUCUUCUGCUUCCAUGGGCUGCAGCAGUGGCACGUGAAAUGAACAUUCCGAGUGCUCUUAUAUGGAUUCAACCAACCAUUGUGUUGGAUAUAUAUUACUAUUAUUUCAAUGGAUAUGGUGAAGAUAUCAAUAAUUCCUCCGACGAUCCCUCCUGGGCUAUCCAGCUGCCUAGACUUCCAUUGCUAGCUAAACGUGAUCUUCCCUCAUUCUUGCAUCCUCCAAGUAGCGAUCACAAAGUCUUUGCACGUUCAACAUGUAAAGAGCAUCUUGAAACAUUAGAUGCAGAAGCAAAGCCAAAAGUUCUUGUGAAUACGUUUGAUGCACUAGAGCCUGAUGCACUUAAGGCGGUUGAAGAUUAUGAGUUAAUUGGGAUUGGACCCUUAAUUCCUUCUGCUUUCUUGGAUGGUAAAGAUCCAUCGGAUAAGGUCAUUGGUGGCGAUCUUUUUCAUAAAUCGGAGGAUUAUGUGCAUUGGUUGAACUCCAAGCCUGAAUCUUCUGUGGUUUAUGUGUCAUUUGGGAGUCUUCUGAGGCUGCCAAAAGAUCAAAUGGAGGAGAUAGCUAAAGGAUUACUCGAGUGUAGUCGACCUUUUUUGUGGGUGAUACGAGUAAUGGAAAACCAAGAAGAAGAAAAAGACGAUGAUAAACUAAGUUGUUUGGAAGAAUUGGAAAAACUGGGAAAAAUAGUACCAUGGUGUUCCCAACUUGAGGUGUUAACACACCCUUCAUUGGGUUGUUUCGUGAGUCACUGUGGAUGGAAUUCGACAUUGGAGUGUAUAGCAUGUGGUGUUCCCGUGGUGGCAUUUCCACAGUGGGCUGAUCAAGGGACUAAUGCAAAGUUGAUACAAGAUGUGUGGAGGACAGGCCUAAGGGUGAACCCAAGAGAAGAUGGCAUCGUUGAGAGCGACGAGAUCAAGAAAUGCAUUGAAACAAUAAUGGAUGAUGGAGAGAAAAGUCGAGAAUUGAGAGAGAAUGCUAGGAAAUGGAAGAAUUAUGCUAGAGAAGCUAUGCAGGAGGACGGUUCUUCCACCAAGAACUUGAUGGCCUUUGUUAAGGAGCUUGGGGAUUAUUGA
Molecule: messenger RNA, 1401 nt
Organism: Fraxinus pennsylvanica
Lineage: Eukaryota; Viridiplantae; Streptophyta; Magnoliopsida; Lamiales; Oleaceae
Source: the annotation of a GenBank genome assembly